GGGUCUUUUGUGUUGAUCAAAGUAACAGCGCUGAAACCUACCAAAGGUAAGAAAGGCAUUUUAGUGCAUGAUGUAUACAUAUUACAAUGGGUUAAUGACAAUAUUGAUUGACACAGCAGAAAGGAUGCAUGAAUUUUUGGCCCACCUAAAAGAGUUAAAUGACAGCGCCCAGCUGCCCUCUGGCGGGCGAUUUGAGCUGCUUUAUAAUUUAGCUAAUUAUAUAGCUGUUAGCUAAUUCGAUAUUGUGUAUUAUCCUUUAAUUUUUGCGAACUGUCCAAUUAAGGAUUAAUUUGGAUAGUUUCUUAUUAGAGUUAAGUCACUCAUUCCACGUUAAGUAGGUAAAAUGUGCCAAGGAUUUUCGAAAAAUCGAAGGUCAACAAAUCAGACAAGUAGUUAGUUUAACCGAAAGAUAUAUUAUUGAAGGGUGAGAAACCAAAAUUUAGUCAACAUAUCUUUUAUCUAUAAAAAGUUAUAGCCUGUUAUUUAAUAGCAUAUAGUGUGAUAUUUUGUAUGGCUUGAAACAGCACAGUGUUGCAUCAUAUCUAUGUUUUUUUCAAUUUAGCGUACUCUAAAAUGUUUAAAAUGAAAUCCGUGGCAGGCUAAGGUCUGCGUUUUACAUUUGAGUCAAGUCAGUGGCUCAAGGAAUGAAAAAGUCAAGUUGUUCUGCCAUGGUGUACUUUGAUCUGACGUAACAAAAUAUUGAGAAUUUAAAAUUGCUGCGUUUUUUUUAAUGUUUUUUCUUUAAAAUAGCCGUCAGACUAAACAUUGUUUCGCUAAAUGUGUAGGAAAGAAAGUGUUGUUUACCUGUAUUAUAGUUUGGAAACAUGUGAUCCAGUAGAAAACGAGUGAUUAUCAAAUAAGUUUCGGUAAUGGAUGUUACAGAAGGAAGGUAAUAUUUCAUUUUUCUUCCAACUACUCACUUUUGGGAUUACAGACUGUCUUAAAUAACAAUGCAUAUGACUUAUUCUAUUGAAUUGAAUUAAUGCUUAACAAAUUUGGAGGAAAUUUUGGAAUUUUUGGGUGGAACGAGGCUAAAAAGAAGAAAAUGAGCAAAAUAGAUUGAAUUGAAGGAAAAAAAAUUAAUAGAUACAUGGUAAUCUGUUAGAAUUUAUACAAGAAUUGUAGUACAUGAAUAUUGUAAAGUCUAUUCACAGAAAAGAGGGUGAACUAGCAGAAACAGCUUCAGAUAAUCCACUUCCUGUUUUGUGUAACCUCCGUUACUUUAAAAAAAAAAAAAAAAUUAAAAUGAUCAAGAAGCCUGUCCCAUUUUCAUCUUGUAUUCUCAAAUUGCCUAGAAAUACUUCAAAGGAAAAUAAACUUCUUUAAACUAUGCAAAAAUUCUCUGCGAACCAUAAACUCAGCUAAAAUUCCCUUAUCACACUUGACAGAGAGGUAUCUCACCAAUGGAACACGUAUGAGGGUUACUUAUUACGAAAUCUUCACCAGAUGUUAUCCAGGCUUGAGUUAUUUGAUGGGGCGAUCGUGUGACAGCAUUUGCUGAAAUUUACCUGACCUUUAUCCCAUGUUUUAAGAGGCCAGACAAAUUCCUGGUAAUGGAAGUUACAGUAACGGAAGUUAAAAUUCUACCUUUUCUGUUACAUCUUGAAGUGAAAUUAAUAACUAGGAAAAUCAAACAUACUCCAUAAUAAUCCUCAGUAGCUCCUCCGUCACCACAAAAAUCAGCACGAUCCUCUUUUCAUUUUUUCCUAGUGUAAUCUUAGUAACGGAAGUUACAACCUUAACUGUUCACGCUAAAUCUUGCUAUUGUGAGAUGCAAUUUCUUUCCACAGGCUUUUGCUCUUCAUUUUAUGUAUUGCGUAUCGAAAAGAGCAAACUUAAGUAAUAUUUACCUGAUAUAAAUCAUUCGCAAUAUUUAUUUCUAGGCCAUUUGAGAUCUGCCCUCAGAUCAGUAACGGAAGUUUCAUAAAAAUAGCGGACACCAGUUCACCGUAGUUAAAAGCAACAAAACUGACCUGCAGUGAGAAAUGANAUUUUAUGUAUUGCGUAUCGAAAAGAGCAAACUUAAGUAAUAUUUACCUGAUAUAAAUCAUUCGCAAUAUUUAUUUCUAGGCCAUUUGAGAUCUGCCCUCAGAUCAGUAACGGAAGUUUCAUAAAAAUAGCGGACACCAGUUCACCGUAGUUAAAAGCAACAAAACUGACCUGCAGUGAGAAAUGAUCAAUGAGGACUUAAGUUUAGGCCCCUCCCGAGACAUUGGAUUGAUUAGUUUCCACAGUAUGAGGCGAAAAGCACAAAUAUACCGUAACCUUCUAUACCCACCCUCUCUGCGGACAUAACAAAAUUGCAUUUUUUGGACACUUUUGGCCUUGAUUCUCUCAAAGUUACUGUCUACAGGAACACAAAUGGGUACUGUUGCUAUUUAUUUGGGCAUAUUUUAAGUAUUUUUCAGCGAAAUGAUUAUGGGAAAACAUUUUGAGUCCCCAAAACUUGCCAUGGACACCAAGAAAUGGUAAUUUACCGAGUACUGAUAGUGCUGAAUGGGGUUAAGCACUAAAAUAGUGAUUAAGGUUCGAUAUGAUUAGCUUCUUUUUAGGGUUUACUGCACUUUUCACAAACAUGCGAACUCUAAAGUUCAAAAGCCGCAUUCACAACUGCUUUUUUCGCUGCCGUCAAUCAUAAUUACGAUCACAAGCAACAAACCUUGAAACACAGAAACACGCAAAACGGAUCGAAAUCCACCAAUCACAAAUCACAAACCUUCAGCUUUUGAACCCGUUUAAGUAAGUUUUGUUUCCUAAGAGGUCCGUUAAGAUGAUUGACGGCAGCGAAAAACGCAAUCAUCAGUUGGCUUUUGAACUUCAGAAUUCGCAUGUUUGUGAAAAGCGCAGUAAUAGGGUUUUUUUCUAUAUUUAAAUCAGUCUUGAGUUAAAAAACUGGGCUAUUAUAUUUGGACAUCAGUUGAUGUGAAAAAUUUUAGAGCUUUUGAAAAAGAUUAAUAGCAUGACAGUCUCUUGAAUGGAGACUUAAAAAAUGGUAAAUGAAGCAUGACCCAGUCUGCAGAGUGGCAAGUGCAUGCACUAGCCUUUUCUCGUAAUUCUUUUUGUACACACCAAAUUUGUAGCAAUGCACACGGCAGCACCAUGCGUAACAAGAGAUUUGCACCUGACCUACUGACCUGUAGGGGAGUAGCCAUGAUCUUUUUGCCAAUCCACCCUAACUUGUAAGUUUAACUCAUUGGAUGGACAGGCAGUUAGGUCCCAACCUUACAGUUGAAGUUUCAUUUGUUUCAUUCCAAAUUAAGUAUCAGGAAGUUGCAUAAAUGUUCUAUUGUUGUCGUAAAAGCUUAAAAUACAUGUACCUUAAAUUUGUUUAAGGUAUCAGAAGUGCCAUAAAGUCAAAAACUGAUCAUGCUUAUAAAAUGGCUUACUUGAAAUGUACUCUUUAACCUGAACUCAAAUUCCAAAAAUGAAGCAUUUUCAUUGAAUAGAAGCCAAGAAAACAAAGGCCAAAGUUGGUAUCUGAGAGCACUAUUUUGGAAUUAUAUUGCAAUUUUCACAACCUGACACGUGAUAAAGCAUUAUGAGUUUUAAGUAAGUCAGGGCAAACUUACAGCAAAAUUCGCUUACAUUCUGCUUUACCAAAUAAAGUAUGAUUAUUUUGAUAUUUCUAAAUCAUUUCUAUGGCUGUAAAAAGCCUUCUCGAGAAACCUUAGAUAUAUGAUCCUUGCAAUGUCGAUGACAGAUAAGGCUGUAGUUAAGUGACCUAUUAUGCAAAUUAGCACGUUGCUAAGGCUAAAACAUUGUUUAUGAAGCCGUAUUAAGAGUACGUCACAUAACGAAUUCAAACAAAGAUUUACCCUUUUUCUCGCCACUUUCCGUGCUACAAUUGGGUCAGUGUCACAACAAAUAUUAAGAACAGCGGUUUUCUCGUAAGAAUUCAAGAUGACGACUAAGAAAACAGCGCAGCGCAACGAAAAUUAUGGGCUAAUGAAGGGCAAUUCUGCAGCUGCGUUGGACCGCACUCAAAACAAAUUGAUGUAAAAAGAUGAUGAUUAAUAAUACCGUGCUAAAACUUGCCAGGUUUAUUCACACGAUGUCAAGGAAAGAUGUAUUAAAUUCCUGGCUAUUCCUGGAAUAUUUUGGAAUUUUUUUGGCUGCGUGAAGUCACAGGGCAUUACAAAAAAAUUUCCACCUCUAUGUCUCAGGAAAAAUUUACUGGCUACUGCCGAGAAUUUAAAGGUAAAUGAAUAAUCUAAUUAUAAGUCAGUUCCAAUUUUUUUUUAUUCCUAGCUAUCAAGAGAAAGCCAGAAAUAUGGAAUUAUUGAAUUUUUGAGCCAGCAAUAUAAAUCAGAAAUCACACCUUAGCUGUGAAAACUGACACCUCAAAUAUCAAUUUUCUGAAAGCUCAGCUCUCGCUUGAUAGACCUCUGUAAUUUUUAAUUUGCCAAAUUCUUUGCUAGAAUUUUGAGAAAUAAAAUUUUCAAAUGGAAUGGUUCUUAGCAGAUCUAAUACCUUAAGUUUCAGUUUGUGAAAUUGCAAAAAUUAAGUGGGUUAUUCCAAAAUUUGCAAAAAAUUGCUCGAUUAUAAUAUUCUGAUGGAAAAAAUUACCUCUGUAAAAUCGCUUGGAAUAUUAAUUUUAUUGAUGUAAAUCUACGGUGGCAAAUGCACAUCAAUAAAUUAUCUAAAAAGGUUGUGUCCCGGAUAGGAGCAAUUAAAAGAAUGAGAGAUUUUGUUCCAACGCCUACUCUCCAUUAUAUAUACAACACUCUCAUUCAAUGUCAAUUCAAUGAUAUUGAUUGUAAUAUUUUCUGGGUAAACUUUCUUUGACAGGCUACAGAAGCUUCAGAACCGUGCUGCUCAGGUUCUAACCUUUUCUACAUAUGAUGCUGAUGCCAACCGCUUAUUUGGACAACUUAAUUGGAAAGACUUGAGCACUCAGUUUCAAAUACAAAAAGCCCUAAUGGUUUACAAGUCUUUAAAUGAUCUUGUUCCAGGAUAUUUAUCCUCUAAAUUUGUUAAACGAUAUGAAACGCGCUACUCUCUAAGGGACUCUGUUAACAAACCAAUAUUUAUUGUCCCAUUCCCGCAAACUAACUUCAUGAAGAACAGCUUCAGUUACAGUGGAGCAGUUCUCUGGAACAGCCUGCCCACUGUGACAUGAGAGAAGCUAAAUCUUUAAGUCAAUUUAAACGAUUGGCACAUCUGAAUUUCUGAAGAAUAAAGAAUUUUUCUUUCUUUCUUUUCUUUCUAAAUCACAGGGGCUCAUUUUAUGGAGGAGGGGGGUGGGACAAAAUUCACCCCUCCCCCACCUACUUUUUGCAUAUACAUGUACCCAGCAUCUUGAAAAGUUGCCCCUGUUAUAUAGUAUUUGUUAUUCAGCUGAAUUUUUAAGGAUUCGGAAGAUUUAAAAGGUAGCAGAAUAGCAACUUAUCAGCUUUUUUUAAGUCUGAGCAUUCUUUUAGCUGGGGUGGGGGGCUAGGGUACUCAGGGAGUGGCUAGCUGGGUAUUUGGAACCAGAAGCAGAAGGUUGAGUCAUUUCACUAAUAAUAUUUUUUGCCUCAAGUUUUUAAAAUGACAUUGAAAGUUUUACUUAUAAUAUUUCCGUUUCUGGUGAAGUGUCUUGCAAAAUCACUCACUAGAGAAAGAGAAAAUAAAAUUGCAUAAAAGCUACAUGUACAUUAGCCUGAAAUUCAUCUGAUUGCUUCGAGUCGUUUUUUCCUCUCAACAACUGAGGGAGUAAUAACAACUCGAAGUAAUCGGAAGAAAUUCAGGGUACAUGUACAUCACUAUACCGGUAAUUUCUUAGACCAAUUCUCUUGACCUAUGAAAUGUAUGAAAUCAUUAACUUAUUAUAAAAAUAAUGAAUAAUAGAUUCUGUAUUGUCAUCAUUGUCAUCUGCAGUACGUAAGUUUUCUUUGCUCCUUUUUUUUUCACUGUAAGUCUCACCUCAGUAACCUUACUAAGUUUAAUGGCUUUCAUUAAAAACUAUUGGUAGCAUUUCCCAUUCAACUGCAAGCACUUAACGUCGCACCAAACUCCAAUUACAUUACUACAAAGCAAAUAAGGAAACCAGGGUGCACAGAAAAUCAUUUCUACAGCUUGCCAUUGGGGCAAACUGAAGCUAGUAUUUACUAGCCCAGACGUCAUUUCAACUAGCCCCAAAAGCUUUGACUAGCAGAAUUGAUUUCACAGUUCUUCUGUUAUUCGAAUUCCUCAAAAAACAUCACUUGUCCAUCGGGCAAGUUAAAAACAGAAUUCACCAGCGCCGGGCUAUGGGACACUACUUUCUUUGCUCGCUGGAAACUAGCUUCUCCAAAUUAAUAAUUAACUCUUUGCAAAUUAGUGAGUUUAUCUUGAAUGUUUGUUUUCCAUUUGGUGGUGAAGCUGAUUAUCAUAUAUGAUGUACAAUUAUUGAUUGGUUACUUGUGCUAAAUAGGGUGUAUGGCAGCCUCCAUGAAAUUAAGCUCUGUAUAGAUAUUGUUACAUAAGGUUUUUUGCCUAAACUCUGGAAUAUUUUUUUUACCAAAAGUUGAAAUUUUUAAGUACAGUUUUUGCUGUUUAAGUUUUAGACAUGUUGAGACAACCUUGAGUACCUCGAGUAGCCUCCUCUAUGUGACAGUUUCUAUUUCGCUCUUAUUUUAUUGGUUAUUGUUUCAGUAACUCUUCAUAGUGAAACCUUGCCCCGUAUCCUGCAAGCAAGCUUUCUGGGGAUUUGGGAGGGGAAAAACAGUGUUCGACACUAACGCUUGCCCACUUGCCCGGGGCAAGUAGAAUUAUGCGUUGGGCAAGUGUGUAAGCUGCACAGGUUGCCCGUUUGGGCAAGUGGUUAAGGAUAACACUCGAGCCGCUGGGACAAGAAUAAAAUCCAACAGCUGCAGCAAAAUCACCUGAUCCCUUUUUUGAAAUUUUAGUCAGGUGAACAUAGAAGGAGAAUGAAAAACAGGUACAGUGACGGGUCUUACGCCGAUACAUUGAGUAUUUCGUUUUCCGCCAUGUUUUUCUUCACGAGCAAGUAAUCAUGGGUUGGUUUGUACCCAGUCCUCUCACGUACUUGCCACGAACUACCAAACAAACAAAGAUGGCGGCCUGAUAAGCAACCAUGAGUUUAUUUCGUUUUGGUUUUACGCGGAAGUCACUGGACACAGUCACUAAAAGUGAGGACAUCCAAGCAACACAACAGUUAAAUUCUACAAAGCUUAAGGAACCAGGAGACAAGAGAAAAGCUGAAUCUCAACCAGAAGUCUUUGCUGGGAAAAGCAAACGAGAUCGAAAAUACCAAACGUCAUUGGAGCGCGACUUUCCUUGGCUUUUACACGAUGAAGAAAAGAACACCAUGAAGUGCAAAAUUUGCUGUUCUUUUCCCGAAAUUGCUGACAAAUCUAGCUCCCUGUUCAUUGGAAACGGUGCCUUUAAGCGUACUACCAUUCAGGCCCAUGCUAAAAGUAAAACUCACUUCAAGUGUUUUGAAGCAAACUCUGCUCGGGAAAACCUAGGUGCCGCACCUUAAGAACAGUGCUACGAAAUAUUAAUGCACAAGUCAACGAAAAACUGCAAAAGCUUUUCAACAGUGCCUAUUUUAUAGGCAAAUUUUUUAAUAGGCAAAUUUAUUAUUUCCUCAAAGAGUGAAGACAAACAAACCAGAGAGAACAAAGAUUCAAUUAUGACUGUAUUAUGCACUCUAUCAAUCAACGUCUUUAAGAAGCCCCCAACAAAAAGCCUAUCAUAUGUAUUGUAAACGUCAUUCAAGCAUGACUGUGUUGAUUACAAUGAAAUAAAGUUUAAAUUUUUUACGGUUAGCAGGCAAUGGUACCGUAUGACCUCUCGCCUGGGAUUUAUGCCAGGCAUUAAAGUUAGAAGGCACAACUAUUGAAAGUUCAAUGAAACUGCGAGCAAAGCGAGCUGGUGAUUUUUUUUUUGGCAACCAAAAAAUACACUCGGCAAGUAAAACUAGCGACAUAGUUGCCCACAGGGCAAGUUAGCAGGAAAAUUGAUACGUUUUCAUGUAUAAAUAAAGAUUGGUGAUGAUGAUGUUGCAGUUUAGCUGAAAAGUAGUUUUUGAUGGCAAAUUACUGACAUAUGAUGGCAAAACAUGAAAAAAACUAUAUUUUGUUUUAGUCGUUUUUAUUGUGUUUCAAGGUUCUGCUGGUGAUCAUGGCCAGGUUGCAUAAAGACUUCUUAAGAUAAGAGGGCUCUUAACUCAUGUUUUGAAACAAUAACCUAAAAGCCGCAAUCUUAAGAAGUUUUAUGCAACCCGACCCAUAACUACAAUUGGAAGCGGCAAAGAGCAAAAUUGUAAGCUGCAAUUUAAAUUUCAAAGUUUGUGUGUUAUUGAAAAGUAGAGUAAUCUAGCUGGAUUUAAUGCUUUAAGAAAGUUGAAGAAUAAAAUGUCUUUAUUUUAUAUUGAUAGGGUGCAAAGGAAGCUGCAGUUCAUGUCUUUAAAGUGUAAACAGUGUGCGAAAUGUUUUAGCCGAGCUGGACACCUAAGGAAUCAUGAAAGAGUUCACACUGGGGAAAAGCCCUAUGAAUGUAAACAGUGUCGCAAGUGUUUUAGCGAAGCAGGAUACCUAAGGAGCCAUGAAAUAGUUCACACUGGGGAAAAGCCUUUCGAAUGUAAACAGUGUGGCAAGUGUUUUAGUGUAGCAGGAAACUUAAGGAUUCAUGAAAGAGUUCACACUGGGGAAAAACCCUAUGAAUGUAAACAUUGUGGCAAGUGUUUUAGUACAGCAGGAAGCCUAAGGAUUCAUGGAAGAGUUCACACCGGGGAAAAGCCUUUCGACUGUAAACAGUGUGGCAAGUGUUUUAGUGUAGCAGGAAACUUAAGGAUUCAUGAAAGAGUUCACACUGGGGAAAAGCCUUAUGAAUGUAAACAUUGUGGAAAGUGUUUUAGUACAGCGGGAAGCCUAAGGAUUCAUGCAAGAGUUCACACUGGGGAAAAGCCUUAUGACUGUAAACAUUGUGGCAAGUGUUUUUGCCGAACAAGAGACCUAAAGAGACAUGAAAGAGUUCACACUGCGGAAAAGCCUUAUGACUGUAAACAGUGUGGCAAGUGUUUUAGCGAAGUAGGAAAUCUAAGGAGGCAUGAAAUAGUUCACACUGGGGAAAAGCCUUUCGAAUGUAAACAGUGUGGAAAGUGUUUUAGCCGAGCAGGAGACCUAAGGAUUCAUGAAAGAGUUCACACUGGGGAAAAGCCUUAUGACUGUAAACAUUGUGGUAAGUGUUUUAGUACAGCAGGAAGCCUAAGGAGGCAUGGAAGAGUUCACACUGCAGAAAAGCCUUUCGAAUGUAAACAGUGUGACAAGUGUUUUAGUGUAGCAGGAAACUUAAGGAGACAUAAAAGAGUUCACACUGGGGAAAAGCCUUAUGAAUGUAAACUGUGUGGCAAGUGUUUUAGUACAGCGGGAAGCCUAAGGAUUCAUGCAAGAGUUCACACUGGGGAAAAGCCUUAUGACUGUAAUCAUUGUGGCAAGUGUUUUAGCAAAGUAGGAACCCUAAAGAGGCAUGAAAGAGUUCACACUGGGGAAAAGCCUUACGAAUGUAAGCAGUGUGGCAAGUGUUUUAGCGAAGCAGGAAACUUAAGGCGCCAUGAAAUAGUUCACACAAGGGAAAAGCCUUAUGAAUGUAAACAGUGUGGCAAGUGUUUUAGCCGAGCAGGAAACCUAAACAGUCAUGUAAGAGUUCACACUGGGGAAGAGCCUUAUGAAUGUAAACAUUGUGGCAAGUGUUUUAGUACAGCAGGAAGCCUUAGGAUUCAUGGAAGAGUUCACACUGGGGAAAAGCCUUUCGAAUGUAAACAGUGUGGCAAGUGUUUUAGUGUAGCAGGAAACUUAAGGAUUCAUGAAAGAGUUCACACUGGGGAAAAGCCUUAUGAAUGUAAACAGUGCAGUAAAUGUUUUAGCGAGGCAGGAAGCUUAAAAAGUCAUCAAAGAGUUCACACUGGAGAAAAGCCUUAUAAAUGUAAAUACUGUGGCAAGUGUUUUAGUCAGCGAGGAAGUCUUAAGAAGCACAAAGACGUCCACAGUGGAAAAACGUCGCUUAAAUGUGACAGUAACAAACGUCCGGUUAAACGUUUGCAUUGUAAGCGUAAGAGAGCAGGAAGUAAUAGAAGGGCAGGAUUUACAAACACCACACUGUCACAGAGAGAGACUAGAAACAGUGGUAUGGAAGACCAGCAAUCAGGCAUCAUUCAGAAACACAGCUGCUGGAUUUGUCAAGAGGUGAUGAGUAGUGAAUCCCUUCUUCUUCAACAUUAUGAAAACCAUAUGAGUUAUGUAGCUGAAGAUGUUUCAGAAAGUUGA
Molecule: messenger RNA, 10253 nt
Organism: Porites evermanni
Lineage: Eukaryota; Metazoa; Cnidaria; Anthozoa; Scleractinia; Poritidae
Source: the annotation of a GenBank genome assembly